Dicentrarchus labrax (European seabass) is the source of this 3011-nucleotide messenger RNA. Its product is annotated as ras-related protein Rab-35. Lineage: Eukaryota; Metazoa; Chordata; Actinopteri; Moronidae. The record is from RefSeq and is a predicted model, not a curated record. Gene Ontology annotation, cellular component: plasma membrane; endosome membrane. The transcript is spliced from 7 exons. Gene Ontology annotation, molecular function: GTP binding; GTPase activity. Bases 935 to 1564 code for a protein of 209 amino acids. Gene Ontology annotation, biological process: endocytic recycling.
UGAAGGCAGCCUGAGAUGAUGAGAGUGGGUCAUCAGCUGCAGACAGUCAGGUGUGGUCGGCGGGGAGACGGUCGGACCGGAGCUCAGCUGGUGGACUCCUACCGGGACGAGCACAACGUCUAACCGCGGAUCUCCUAUCAUGACCCCGCGACGGAGCCCCAACCGCACCAACAUGACCGAACUCCUUUUAAACCUGGGCUGAAGAAGCAGAGCGAGAGCCUUCCUCAUGUAAUGAAACCAGGAACAGGUGACUUUUUACCCGACCGCCGGAGGAACUGAAGUGAAAUCAAAGGGAUCAGCCUAAAGGAAACCUCAGCGGAUGUAACCACUACUGACCUGCAGAGAAAAAGAGGAACGUCUCAGUUACUCACUUCUUUAAAAAAAAGAAACAGAAAAAAGGGAUGGAGUUAAAGAGUGAGCGGUGGAGGAGCUCAGGGCAAUAACUGGCAAUAUAACUGGAUUUAUGAUCAGAGAGAGAGAGAGAGAGAGAGCGAGGCUGCACUGUGGCAGAACUGUGACUUUACAAUAAGAGAUCAAUGAUCUGUGAGUUUGGAAAUCCCCCGCAGGAAUCGUCACCGGGGUUGAACUGGAACUGAGGUGGAACCACGCGCUCGCUCUCGGCCGUGGAAGCAUGAAUCAUAAACGCGGGGCCUCUGCAGAAGCUGCCGCUGUGCUUUCACUCUGAGACCGAAGGAACAAAACGAUGUGAACGACUGAUAAAACCCCAAAACUGGAAAAAGGAAUUGAGCUGGAAAUGUCCUGUCGCUGGUGGAAGGGGAACGCCUGUGAUCUGUGGACAAAGUCUCGUGCUGCUCUGAGCUCGUAGCGUUGGGAGGAAUCGAACACAAACACUGGGGAGGUCGGGGGGGAACAUCACCUCCUCUUCCUCCUAUUAAACUGAUUUUACUCGGGAAUUCAGUAAGAGGCCGAACAGAUGGCGGGAAAAGACUACAAUCAUCUCUUUAAGCUGCUCAUCAUUGGAGACUCCAAUGUGGGGAAAAGCAGCCUCCUCCUCCGCUUCGCAGACAACUCCUUCUCUGGCAGCUACAUCACCACCAUCGGCGUCGACUUCAAGAUCCGAACGGUAGACAUCGACGGGGAGCGGGUUAAGCUGCAGAUCUGGGACACGGCGGGACAGGAGAGAUUCAGAACCAUCACAUCAACGUACUACAGAAACACCCACGGUGUCAUUAUUGUUUACGACGUGACAAAUCCAGAGUCCUUUGUCAAUGUUAAGAGGUGGUUGAAUGAGAUCUCUCAGAACUGUGACAGCGUCUGCAAGAUCCUGGUGGGAAACAAAAAUGACGACCCAGCCAGGAAACAGGUGGAUACCCAGGAUGCUGUGCGUUUUGGGGAGUCGAUGGGAGUCCGGGUGUUCGAGACCAGUGCCAAAGAGAACAUAAAUGUAGAAGAGAUGUUCAUGGCCUUCACACACAUGGUGCUCCGGGCCAAGAAGCAGAGCCAGAACCGAGCGGAGCGGGAACGAGAGCGCGAGAAGGACACGGUCAACAUCAACGCCCAGAGAGACCGCGACCGCAGGAAGAGAGGGAAGAAGUGCUGCUGAGUAACGAAGCCACCGAACCGCUCAUCGCUUCCACAACAUUCAAAUAAGAUUGGGAACCCCCCCCCCGUGCCUUAAGGAGGAGGAGGAACUUGUUUCAGACGCGAAUGUUUGAAACUGCGUUCACUAUUUACUGCGCCGCGUUACGGCGUCAACAGGUCAGUCUGACUGGAGGCGGAGGGAUCCACAGUCGGUCAGCACUGACUGCGUGUAGCAGCCUGGAGGUCACAUGACUUCACGGAUCAUUCUGGUGUUUUUAGGACGUUUCUGGCCCGUUUACUACAAGUCACAUGUAAAGGUCCAGUGUGUAACAGUGAGGAGGAGCUCUUUAAUAAUAAUAUAACUAUGUUUUCAUUCGUAUAUAAUCAGCUGAACAUGAGAAUCAUUGUGUUUAUUACCUUCGAAUGAGCCGUUUUUAUCUACAGAGUGGUUCCUCUUCUGGUGGAGUCCGCCAUGUUUCUACAGUAGCCCAAAGCAGACAAACCAAACACUAGUUUCUCCUUUGAGCUUGGAAGGGGAGGGUGAGGCGAGGGAGUUGCAACGUGACCACUAGAUGCCACUGAAUCCUACACACUGGUCCUUCAAAGCGUGCUGGCCGGGAGGAUGGAGAAGAGCAGUGGAGCACGUUAACUUUUAGUUCCUGACCUUUAAACCCAACUAUUGUCUCUAAGUUUCUAAGAAUGGAUGAAUUAUUAACGUUUGUAGGACUGAAACUAACGGUUCUUUUCGUAAUCUAUUAAUCUGCUGAUUAUUUUCUCGAUUAAUCGCUUUCGUCUAUAAAACAUCAGGUAAACGGUGAAUAAAGGCGUCAGAUGUCUUGUUUCAGUUGUGGUUGAAGAAGUGUGGAGUGGAUGUUCAUACAAUCCUCAUAAAUAUGGUCCAACCUUUCCAACACAAGAAGUCUUAAAAUCUAUCGGGGCAGAGGGUCAUGAAAUCACUGAGACUGUCUUCUGUAGCGCCGUCCUCUACCAACAGUAGGGUUCUGUUGCUGUAUGUCUGUUUCUUCCAUCCAGAUUUAACUUAGACGUGACAUCUGACUCGAGACAAUCCAUCACAGAACAUCGUACAGUUUACCUGCUGUGAGAUAUAAAGCGUGAUGAUGGUUGUAAAUGAGCUGAAAACGUACAAAAAAACCCACCAGUCUGGUCCUUUAACUCUCCACUAGUGAACCACUGUUAUGUGCCCAUUUUGUUUUUGUCUUAAGAGUUAAAGGUGUUUUACUGAAAGGGAAUCAGUUGCAUUUGUGACUUAACUGUAACUUUAAAAUCAUUAACUGGUGUUUGGAGUGCAGUCCGACGUCUGUUCGCCUCAUGAGGCCAGUAACCCCCGACUACAGUGUGUGUGUGACAGCCCAAAAUAUUCACGUCAUUAGUAUGUUGUUGGUUUUUUUUUUUUAUGUAAAUCUGUUGCCUAGCAAAUGUGUCCAAAUCCAAAUAAAGCAAUAAAUCCA